UGAAAACUUCACCGUUGAUGUUUGCUAGCAUACACAUUUUGUCGGUCACAUCGACUUUUUCGGACAGCUCGUUGGCUUUUGAUCUUGAGGAUGGUUAUUCCUAAAUUGACCUAGAGUUGUAUGAAAAUUGUGCUACUUUUAAGUAGGGUUCAGUGAUGUUGGCCUGAAUGCCGGUUACAGUAUGUUUGGUUACACUGGCCAGUAUAGCUAGCGAGCCUUAAUUUGACGAAGCAACAAAGGAGAUCGAAGAGCCGAGACCAGCAGUUUUGUUUUUUGUUUUUUUUUAUCUUACUUUAUUUUCCUGUGGGGAAGGGUAGGUCUAAUUUUUAUUUUUAUUUUAAGUUUAACUUUAGGUGGGGAUAAUUAUUUUAGCGCACAGGGCGGAGUUCGCUACUUAGAGAUAUGGCGACCAAUUUCGAACAAUUAUAGUCCUCCGUGCUUUGCUCGGCCUGUGCUAGGCGCUAGUGUUGACGUUAAAGUCGAAAAACACUAUCGAGACCCGUUGAUAGGGUCUAGCCGGUGUUCUGACAAACCAUGCUACUUUGGCAAAACGUCCUACCGUAAGUAGUUUAUGCACAUUUCUGCUGUCACAGAGUAAUUCCAGCACCAAUUUAAGUAGGUAUGACGGUUUGCCACUUAACUUUGCCCAUCAGAGUAUACUUGUAGCUCAUAUGCAUACAGCCAGGAUGGUUUGCCACUUCAUUUUACCCGUUAAAGUAUGUUUGUAGGUAACAUUCACAAAGGUAGGAUGGUUUGGCAGUUAAUUUUACCGGUCAAAGUAUUUUUCUAGCUAAUAUUCACAAAGGUAGGACGGUUUGCCACUGAAUUUCGUGUUGUGCGCAUGCGCAGAAACAACGGGUAGGAUGGUUUGCCAGGUAGGAUGGAUUCCCAGAACACCGGGACUGCCUCCCUGUGGCUGGCCAAUGGACGACUAACAGGGCAGGUCUACAUAUGGAGAAUAUGCUGAAGCAAGCGCUGUGAAUCUGUGCUUACGGGGAACAGUGGAGAGAGCUGCAAGAUGGAGAGCACAGUGGUCAGGACCUCAGACUCCUUCACUGAUGAAAAUUUUUAUUUGAAAUGGAUCAACAGUCUCCUGAAGACAAACUUCAAAAAUGUGGAGGAGAUGGGUUCAGGUGCGUGCCACUGUCAGAUGAUGGACUGUGUUUUUCCUGGAUCUGUUGACAUGACCAAGGUGAAGUUUGAUGCACAAAGUGAGGACGACUGUAAGCACAAUUUCAGUAUACUCCAUGAGGCCUUCAGCACAAAUGGUAUCACAAAGAAAAUUCCAGUUGAGAAGCUCAUAAAAGGGGAUUUUAACAGCAACUUUAAGUUCCUCAAGUGGUUCAAGAGCUUCUACACAGAAAAUGUGAAAAGUAAUGAUUACGACCCUGUGAAAGCUCGUGACAGCUGUGAUAUCAGCCCUAUUUUGGUGUCUCCUAAGUCAGAGAGAUCUAAAGAGUCUGACACGGAAGAAAACAGCAAAACGACUAAAAGGUUUCCUUACAGCGAGAAGUGGAAAGAUGUUUUUGCUUGGGCUGACCGCAGUCCUCGCGGAGACAACUAUACCUACUGUUCCUCUUGUGGUACUGACCUUAGCACUAUUAACAAAGGCUUUUUUGAACUUAAGCGCCACGUGGAAACAACCAAACACAGGAAAAGGGCUGCGAAGAAAAGAUGUGGUCCAAGAACACAGGUCACUGAGUCGCUGCCUUGCAGUGAUGAAGCUGUCCAGUUUAUUUACAAUCACUGUUACACUGGAUCUGCUAAAGGUCAGCAGGGAUCUAGACAUUUUGCACGCUGUAAGCUGGGAUCACAGUACCCCAAAGAUAUCAUAUCUGCCUGCGAAAACACUCCUUAUUGUUUAUACAUUUAUGGAGGGGUACCUGUAGGAAAAGAUGAAGCAGUUUCUGUGUUGCUUGUUGGGUUUUUUGAUGUUGAAGCCUCUAGUCGCUGCAUCAGAUUUCUGGAUGCUCUUCAGGCAGGGGACAGUGCAGGAGAUCAGUAUGCAGCAGCAGUUGUGGAUAGCUUGAAGAAAUUUGGGCUAUCCACAGAUAAUCUCGCUGCCGUUUAUCUAACUGGCAAUGGUUCAGCCACAGAGGAAAUCUGUUCUAAACUCAGGGAAUUCAACGCAAACAUCGUAGCCUUAGGAGGCCUGUACACCAUCGCUGAUGCUGCUUGUCGUGCUGCCAUCAAGGAGCUCUCCAAUCAGGCUCAAGAACUGAUGGUAGACCUCCAUGAACACUACUCCGCCUGCUCUACAAAGAAUGAAAACCUCAAAGAUCUUUUUGACUCAGAUGUCAGCAAUGACAGCGCAUCACUUCACACCAACACCAGCUGCUUUAGAGUUUGUCUGUUGGUCACAAAAAUAUUGGAAAUGUGGACCGAUCUCACACUGUACUUUAGUUCUUGCAAUGAAGAUGAGAAGACCAAGUCCAUCUGUUCUCAGCUUAAGGAUCCCAGAGUUAAGGCAAUGUUUAUGUUCCUGCAGCAGGCCUUAGAGCCUCUGCACAGUUUUCAAAGGAAAACACAGGAAGCUUCUGGUACUAAUAUUGAGCUUAUUCUAGCAGAAGCCAAUAGUCUGAUUUCCAUUUACACCUCCUACUUCCUCAGUCCACAGGCUGCUGAUCGUUUCCUCAUUGAACGUGAUGUCCAAAUUCUUAAGAACAAGAACUUUCACCUGCCAACCUCUGAACUCUGUCUGGGUAAAAAAACUGUGGAAGACUUUCUGAAAACAUCUGAAGCUGCUGAGGCACUGCCACUAUUACAGGAGGACAUAUUAUCAUUUUAUAUUACACUCACUGGUUGUAUCGCAGAGGAGCUGCCUUUAAAUGACUCAGUGCUGAAGAGCAUCGCUCAGCUGCUGAACCCACAGAGCAGGCUGAAAGUGACAGAGGAAACAGUCGGGGAGCUGGGCACCAAGCUGGGAAUCUGCAACUCCCCUGAGGAAGUCAAACAGCUCACGAAUGAAUUCCUUGAGUAUCAGAAGGCUCAGGAGAAAGAGGCCGAGGAUGGAGGGAAGGACAGCGCAGCUGUGGUUUCACUGGAAAACAUACUGAAUGACACCAAGCCAGCCUCGAUCUUCAGGAAGCUUCUUUUGAUCCUUUUGUCUUUCCCAUGUCCUCCGCUGGAUGCGCAGCAGGUUUUUACUCAGGCCUUGCAGAAUGAUCAUGUUCGUGGAGUCUCUGACAGUGAAGCCUUAACAGAAAGUGAGUUGGAUGUUACGUCUGACAAUUUCUCUGACAGCAGCAAGAACUAUCAAGUUCGUACACGAGGUCAGAAUGGCCUUCCUUUGAAAGUGAAACCAUGUGAAGUUCGCCUUACAAAAAUAGAGCCAGGUGAUGGAUAUGAAAAUAAACUUGGAGUGAAUGGUGCCUUAUGGAAAGAGUCGGAAGACUCUUCAACGCCCAAUAAACACACACCAACCAGAGCACGACGUAAACCGGCCUACCAGGAUGGUAAAGGGUUUCUUACAGGAGUGCUGGUGUGGGGUAAGAUUAAGGGGUUUAACUGGUGGCCUGGGAUGGUGGUGGCAUGGAAAACCAAGUGCGCUCCUGUGGGUAUGCGGAGGGUGGAGUGGUUUGGAGACGGGAUGUUCUCAGAGGUAUACACUGAGGGUCUUACGCCAUUUGCUGCCUUCACUAGGUGCUUCUGCAAAAACUCCUUUGCCAGCUUGCCCAUAUACAAGAAAGCAAUCUACCAAAUCCUUGAGUUGGCAGGUGAGAGGUGUGGAAAGUCUUUUCCUGAGGCUCAAGGCAAUGAAGAAAAAGAGCUGAAGCUGAUGUUGGACUGGGCCUUUGAAGGAUUUCUGCCAACAGGACCUGAUGGAUUUAUACCUGUUGACUCUUCUCCACAUGGUCAUUCCUCUGACUCGACUCUGUCUGACGCCCCGCCUCCGGCGAAAAGAAAAUAUGUUUUGAAAAAUAAGGGAAAUGUCCCCGCCAUCAUCUAUAACAAAGAAUCAAUAAUAGAAGGCGUCAAAGAAAAGGGAAAAACAAUUGAAGAUUUUUGUUUGUCUUGUGGAUCUACUGAUAUUGACGUCCAGCACCCAUUAUUUAAAGGUGGUCUUUGUCUAAAAUGCAAGGAGAACUUCACAGAAACCUUGUACCGCUACGAUGACGACGGCUACCAGUCAUACUGCACCAUAUGCUGUGCAGGCUUAGAGGUCAUUCUGUGUGGCAAUCCCAGCUGCUGCAGAUGCUACUGUAAGGACUGUGUGAACAUCCUGGUGGGCCCAGAAACCUUUGAUAAGCUGAAAGAUGUCGAUCCGUGGAGCUGCUACAUAUGCAAGCCAUCACAGUGUGAAGGAAACCUCAAACUCAGGGCAGACUGGAGUGUGAAGAUCCAAGACUUCUUUGCCAACAACAGCGCAAUGGAGUUUGAGCCUCACAGAGUUUACCCUUCAAUUCCUGCUGAUCAGCGCAGGCCAAUCAAGGUGCUCUCGCUUUUUGAUGGCAUUGCAACAGGAUAUCUGGUGCUCAAAGACCUGGGCCUUAAGAUCGAGCGCUACAUUGCCUCAGAGAUUUGUGAUGAUUCAAUUGCUGUAGGGAUGGUCAAGCACGAGGGAAAGAUUGAAUACGUCAAUGACGUUCGCACCAUUACAAGGAAACAUCUGGCCGAAUGGGGUCCUUUCGAUCUUCUGAUUGGAGGCAGUCCAUGUAACGACCUGUCCAUGGUGAACCCUCUUCGAAAAGGAUUAUUUGAGGGUACUGGAAGACUCUUUUUUGAGUUCUACCGCAUACUGACCUUGUUGAGGCCGAAAGAGGACGACAACCGUCCGUUUUUCUGGUUGUUUGAAAACGUGGUUUUCAUGAGUGCCAACGACAAAUCGGAUAUCUGCAGAUUCCUGGAGUGUAAUCCAAUUCUUAUCGAUGCAGUAAAAGUCAGUCCUGCUCAUAGAGCACGCUACUUUUGGGGAAACCUGCCUGGCAUGAACAGACCUGUCGCGACAUCUCUAGACGACAAGGUGACUCUGCAGGAUUGUUUGGAAUCCGGACGCCAGGCAAAGUUUGACAAAGUCCGUACUAUCACAACAAAGUCUAACUCAAUAAGGCAGGGGAAGAUGGGACCGCUGCCCGUCGACAUGAAUGGCAAGGAAGACUACCUGUGGUGCACUGAAAUGGAACAGAUUUUUGGUUUCCCCAAACACUACACUGACGUGAACAACAUGGGCCGGAUGCAAAGGCAGAAAGUCCUGGGUCGCUCCUGGAGUGUGCCUGUGAUUCGUCACCUGUUUGCCCCGCUGAAGGAUUAUUUUGAAUGUGAAUAGCCACUGUGAAGCAAAUCCUUGCAUCAGAGCUGGAGCGGUAAACCUGAUGCCUUAUCCUGCCCCGCCUUGCUAGUUAGUUUAAACUCUCCGGUCUCUCUUUAGAGGACCGAAUGUAGCUUUGACUUUUAGAAAUAUUUUGUUCAUGAAUUCAUUUCUUUUUUGUUUUAUCCUGUCAGUCAUCAAUGAUCCUCCACCACCAGCAGGCACAGACACUUUUUGGUUCUUUUAAGAAAUUAGGUUGCUCAGAACACAGGCCUGCAUCAUGAAGUGAGCUGAGGUGGUUUGCGAGCCAUCUUUGGGCUUUUAUGGAUCAGUGGAGUCUCCUUGCUUACCUUAAUCAUGAAUGGAAAGAUCAUAGCCGCUUAUCAAAUCCACAUAUUGAUUUUAAUUAGGUUUUUAAUUAAAUAUGACUGCAGUGUUUUUGUAUGACAGGCUACAGUCAGGGUUUGGGUUUUUUUUUUUUUUACUCUGUAUGAUGUGAAAAGAUGCACAGGAAGUGUUCCUGUUAUGGUUCAGUGUCAGCGAUUUCAAACUGAUAACAUGCACGGUUAGCGGUAACUUCAUGUCCGCAGUGAAGCAUACAAGAGCCAGAUAUUUCCCUCUGGACCCACAGGAGAGCCAAAACACACUAAACGCAUCUUUUGCCUCAGCUUUUCUUCCUCUGGCCUUACGUGGCCUAAAAUCAGUCACUAUAGGAUUAAUUUGUUCUUUUGUCUGUUUUGCUUAUAAAAUGAGACAAAUAUGUAGACCCUGAGCCCGGUCCAAGGUCCCAGAGAGCCGCUGAACUCCCUUCGUGAUGCAGGCCUCCUCACUACCUCAGCAAUGGUUUCAAAUCUGCAGCUACAGGUGAACACAAACCAUUAUUGCUUUGUUUCUAUGUGAUCUGUAUUUUAUCAUGUUUUUAUUGUUUAAUCCUUCCAGGCAGGGAUUUUAAGUCCGACCUAAUCCUUACUGUGAUGAAUUUUAUUGCGUUUUACUUACAUUUUUUAAUCUUUAAACACUGUUUUACUCAGUCUGAACAAUCCCACCAUGGUGCUUCUAAUAGUGGUGAUUUUUACCCCACAAGUGGGCAUUUGUGCUACAAUUCUGUCUUUUUUAAGGAGUUUUACUUACACAAGAUCAAAAAUAUUUUGAAUCUGCUUACUGACGACAAGCUGAGUAUUUUAAUAAGCCACACAAGUCAGACUUUGUCAGACUUUGUCAGAACAUGCAGUGUUUACUAAAGUGGGAAAUAGUUAUGGCUAAAUGACUGUAACUAUGGUUUAAUUGCUGUAAAACAAAAAGGGCAGGUAUAUUUAUAACAUGAAAAAGGUAGAAUAUAACUAUUAAACAUUCAAACCUUCAUUUUCAGGUUUCCCCCCUCUAAAUGGUUAUUUUUUAUUUCCAGUGGUUUCUUUUCUGGCCAGUAAAAAAGUUAAACUAUUUUUUAAAACACAGGAAAUUAAUAGGUUCUGAAACUAAAUAAAGCCCUUAACAUCAUUUGAAGAAACAACCUUUGAUUUUAUGUUCAAAAUCUGUAUUUUGUUAAAGGGAUAUCCACUGGAGUUGAAGUGGGGCUGGGCUGUACUUUAAUGUAAUACCACAUUGUACCACAGCAUGGUAAACUGGGUCAGUGUAACCCUUAUUUAACAAUGUAGGCCAUUCAAAGUUCACUAAUAUUUGCAGUCCUGGCCUGGUAAUGUUUCUGGGUGUGUACAAAAUACACAUCCAGAAACAUUUCAACACACCCACUGAUAAAUGCUGCCCCCUCAUGGUGAAAGUUUAAAUUCACAGAGGGGAAGUUCUAAAAGUACUUUGAGGCAACUGGCUGCCAAACAUUGUUAACAAAUUCAAUAAUUAUUAAUUUUUAAUUAGAAAAAUAAAAUAAAAACUGUUAAUUCAUCUGCUGCGUUCAUGUGUAAAACUGCUGAACUGUAAAAUAAGACUGUCAUUGUAGAAAAAAAAAUGGGGUACAGUAGUGCAACUUUUCAUGCAACUUUUAACUGUUUCAUAGUUAGAUUCAAUAUUAUGUGGCAAUUUUUUAAAUUUCAUAGUGUUUAUGUAUGUAUUUUGUACUCAGCAUCCAUAUUUUCUGAUUUUCAUCAAGCAGUAAACACGAAACUGCACCAGGACAUAAGUUUUACAAGUUUUAUCAAAACUGCAGCCUCAAACAAGGACCUGAAACGUCUGCUUAAUCUGCUGGUCCAUGUCUAAUUACAUGGCCUAACAGCUGCAGCUAUUUGCUAGAGAAAAUUACAUGAUAAUCUUUUUUAAUUCUAUUGUUCAGGUUAUGUAUCAAGCAAAGAAAAAAGAAAUCACCAGUGAUUGUUUCAGUUUCUCAAAUGUGCUUUUCUAUCCCUGAGAUCAUAAUAAAUUCAUAAUAAUUAACAAUCAAAUAAUGACAGUUUAGAAUUAUUUUUAUUUUCUUUUAGUUAUUUUUUUUAAAGCGAGUUCUCAGUUUCAGGGUCUUAAAAUUGCUCUUUUUUUUUUCCCUUUUAACCAAAUAUAAGCUGAAUAGCUCUGGGGAAAAUUACUGGUCUGUGGUGUUCAUGCUUUGUAACAUUUUUCUGUAGUUCAAAAUCUACAGUUCAUUGUUUUGAAAGUGUAAUCAGCAGAAUGAUUAAUUGUUACUUCCAGCACUAAUUUUUGGGGAUUAUGAUGAUGUUGCUGACUGAGGACGAGGGGGGGACAACACACUCGUCAUGUCGUGCUGCAGAAAAUCGUACUGUAAUCAUGUUUUUCAGUUCUCCAAAGUGUUGAUUAAUCAGGUAAAUGAUGGAGAGACUAAUAACAGAAAUGCACUGUUUCAAAGCGACAUCAGGUAACAUCAGUGCUGAUGCUUCACACAAACCACUGAUGCAGACCUGAACAUUUGGUGCUGUUUUUAAAAUACUGUAAGGUUUAAGUUUUUAAUGUUAUGUUAGUUUUACUGAAGAUUUAGUACCCUUCAUCCUGAGUCACUGUGUUUGAUCGCAUAAUUAUUUCGUACUGUCAACAUAUUCACACAACAGAGGCUGAAAGUUAGAUGUUGUUUUUUUACCUCAUUUCUUUUGGGAUUUCUGAUGGUGCUACUGCAACGGUGCUAACUUUGCAUGCUUGUUACACUCUUUUUUUUUUCUCCCCAUAUUAUGCUGGCAUUAGUUGAAAGUGAACUGUGUAGGUUUUUGUUUUGCAGUGUACUCGGAUGUUCAAGUGUUUUUGUUUUAACCAAAUGACGUAGAAAAAUAUUAGCAUGAUAGUUAAUUAUCUUUGUGAAGGGGGAAAAAUGUUGGGGCAUAAUGAAAGUGUUCAUAGGAUUUUACUCAGGCAUUACAAAAAAAAGGUGCUGUUAAAGGAAAAAGUUUGUCUUUUAUUUUCAUUUAUGUCUGAACUAGUUUAGCCAAAAAUGCCUUUCCUUGAGCCAAAAUCUGUUUUACUGAUAACAAAAUAAAGACCAACAAAACUGG
Messenger RNA from Oreochromis aureus, 8691 nucleotides. RefSeq names its product DNA (cytosine-5-)-methyltransferase 3 beta, duplicate a (gene dnmt3ba). Gene Ontology annotation, biological process: negative regulation of transcription by RNA polymerase II. Lineage: Eukaryota; Metazoa; Chordata; Actinopteri; Cichliformes; Cichlidae. The record is from RefSeq and is a predicted model, not a curated record. The transcript has 25 exons. Bases 1019 to 5266 code for a protein of 1415 amino acids. Gene Ontology annotation, cellular component: nucleus. Gene Ontology annotation, molecular function: DNA binding; protein binding; DNA (cytosine-5-)-methyltransferase activity, acting on CpG substrates.